AGAUUUUCCAAAGUUUGAUUAUCACAAGUGACUAAUUUAGAGAUACAAGUAGUCGAAUUCAGUAGAACUAACUAACUAAUCUCCAUCCUCUUACAGCUCCAAUUCCUACCAAACAUGGAACUUGUGGUGGGGCCAGAGCCCCUUUCAAUUAUUGAAUGAUCUCAUUCAAUUCUGACAGCACAACAAGCUCCACAUUCCAAACCCUCGCCAACACCUUUCCUCGAAACGAUAUAAGCAACUACAUGACUUGUAAACAAAUACCUACUUUCUAUCUUUAUAACGUGUUACUCCACAUUUCCACAAAACCUCAAGCCCUAUAUCCAUGGAGAGAAGGAAAUCCAGAGUCAGCCUCGACCCUUUAGCCACGGUGAAAGCGGCUGCAUGGGCUUGGUAUCAGCGUGGAUCAGGGUCUGAAGGCAAACCCAUAAGCGAGUUCCAGGUCACCAGGGCUCGUCCUGCUCCCAUACCCUCACGGUACAAGCUAGAAGCCAUGAGAAUGGCUGAAGAAGGUCCAGAGAAGGAGGGCUCAAGCGCAAGUUCCGCUACCUCUACUCCAAAUCUUAGCCAUACUUCUCUUCUUGAUACGUACGAAAUAGAAAGAAUCUCUCAGCAGCUUGAUAUUCUCAUAGAAACAAGCGGCAAAGGCAUCAGAACUGGCACCAACUUGUACAAAGGAAGCGGCACAAAUUCGAGGAAGGAGAAGAAGAAAUUGAAAGGGUUUUGGGCAAGGCAUGCGAUUGUGUGUGGCACAGAGGACGAUGUGUUGGAGACAAUAAGAGUUUCGGGGGGCGAUCGGAAGAGCAGGUGGCAGUGAUUAAGGCGGGGAGUUGCAGUUCACGAGGUGCCCAUGCCUGAGUGAAUUGGACCAUGUUGCAUUUUCGGUUGGGUCGUUGGCAAUUUAUUAAAUUUGCCACAUCUGCAGGACUAUGUAGUUUAGGGUGGAUUCCAAUUAUAGACCACAUUGAUCAUGCUGUGUCCCGGGUUUCUUUCUUCACGCGUACAAUGCUGCAAACCUCUGAUUUGUACACAUCCGCAUUGGUUUGUUGGGUCAAGGAAAUAAAGCAAUAAAAUAUAGUUUCAUUCAAUAAUUUUCCCUGAUUAUUUUUAUUUUCAUUUACUUUUUGGUGUUCAAUAUUUGCUACAUUAGGAAAAGUUUUG
Molecule: messenger RNA, 1158 nt
Organism: Vitis vinifera (wine grape)
Lineage: Eukaryota; Viridiplantae; Streptophyta; Magnoliopsida; Vitales; Vitaceae
Exons: 1
Coding region: 323-814 (163 amino acids)
Source: RefSeq, a predicted model, not a curated record